GGUACUGAAUUAAAGGCUGAGCGCUGUCCUUAAAAAAGAACGGUACACGCAACGGGCAAUCGGCUUCACAAGCAUUUAAAAUUGUGCCCAGUGUCACAGUGGGCUGAGCUUAUACAGUUUACAGAGCAGGACACUGGUCAACAAACGCGUGGAGAUCCCGUGCUGCGUAUGCAAACCCUUGGUCUCUCUGCAACUGGCUGACGGAGCGCUCUUCCUUUCAUUUUUUCAAGGAAAAAGUGUUGAUCCCAAGGACAUUUAUUUCUACUAUUGAGGACUCCAACACCGAAAACAUGAGUAAUUCAAGCAAUUACAUUGGCACUGUGUUGAUUCUCCUUGCUGUGGUCACGGAUAUAGGUGCUAAAGGCUCCCUGACUGAAGAUGGUAUACCCUUCACCCAGAGUGGCCAGUCUCAGAGAGGAGCCGGGCCCUACCCAACCACACAGGACACAGAGAGAAAUCACCAGCUUCUUACUACAGCCCCGCCGCUUAACGUCCCCAACCACCACCCUCUUUUUGAUGGCUUCCUUGUGCACCAGCCCCAAAAGGCUCAGACCAUCAGUGAAAGGCAACAUGACUUUGAGGACAGUGGGGGAGCGGGCCAUGAUCCCACAAUGGCAGCCCUGAACUCUCCCUUCACAAAUGACCCUUCUACUCAUGAUACACUGGCUUUCUCCAAUGUUGCCACAACCGCCGUUACUACAGCAUCUACAGCGACAAAACAAGUUGACCCAGGAGUUGAGAACGGGGUACUGUCCGAUGGAAAAAAGACUGUCCCGGUUAGAGGAGAUGGCACCCUGGAUAUCCUGACCACGCAGGUCAUGCACACAUCUGCACCCCCCCCACGCACCUUCACCCCCGACUUCGCCACUCCAAUUGCAUCUCAACAGUUAGACAUCCCAACCACAACCACCCCUGCUCCCUCUGCCAUGACCACUCCAGCUGAGAAAGAUGCAGUGAGUACAGUUCAAUCCUUGACAGAGCGUGAACUUAUCCCAUCUGACAACUGUUCAUCGGUGUCACCACGGAUAUCUGUCGAUAUGAAUGAAGAAACCACUACAACCACUAUAACUACAACCACCAUUACCACCACCAUACAGACCCCAGUACCUUGCCACUUCAACCUGACAGCACCAGAUGGCUACAUAGAGACUCCGCAGCCACCGGGUUCCUGGUAUUAUUCCACUGAGGACUGCGUCUACACUGUUACUGUCUACAUGGGCUAUGGUGUGGAGAUACAGAUUAUGAACGUGAGUCUGUCCGAGGGUGACAGAGUGACAUUUGAAGACCUGGGAGGAAGGGAGCCUGUCAUGUUGGCCAACGAGUCCAUCCUGAUGAAGGGUCUGGUGGUACGGAGUCACAGCAACCAGAUCACCCUCCGUUUCCACAGCGCACGGCAGGACACCGCCUGCUCCCUCCUGCUACGCUACCAAGCCUUUGUGCUGAGCUGUACCUUCCCUCAACGUCCGGCCUAUGGGGAUGUGUCGGUGAGCAGCCUGCACUCAGGGGGAGAGGCCUACUUUUCCUGCCUAAUAGGCUACCAGCUACAGGGCCCCAAUACCCUCACCUGUCGCAACGCUAGCACCCCCUAUUGGAGCGGCAAUGAACCACGGUGCCUAGCUGCUUGCGGUGGCAUGGUCAAGAAUGCCACAGUCGGCCGUAUCGUGUCACCCGGCUUUCCGAGCAACUACAGCAACAACCUUACCUGCCAUUGGUUGCUGGAGGCCCCUGAGGGACAGCGGCUUCACGUCCACUUUGAGAAGGUGGCCCUCGCCGAAGACGAUGACAGGUUGAUGAUCAAAAACGGGAACAGCAUCGACUCCCCAACCAUGUACGACUCGUACGAGGUGGAAUACCUCCCCAACGAGGGUUUGGUGAGCACGUUCAGACACCUCUUCAUAGAACUCACCACGGACGCUUCCGGAACCUCCACGGGCGUCGCCAUCAGAUACCAAGCGUAUGCGGCCGGUCACUGCUACGAGCCGUUUGUCAAGUAUGGGAACUUCACCAGCAGUGACAGCACCUGGGCGGUGGGGACAGUGGUGGAGUUCACCUGCGAGCCUGGCUACACACUGGAGCAGGGCUCGGUCAUCAUCGAGUGCAUGGACCCCAGCAACCCCCAAUGGAAUGAGACAGAGCCGGCUUGUAGAGCUGUGUGCAGUGGAGAGAUGACAGACUCUGCAGGGGUGGUCCUAUCCCCUAACUGGCCUGAGGCUUAUGACAAGGGGCAGGAUUGCAUCUGGGGCAUCCAUGUGGAGGAGGACAAGAGGAUCAUGCUGGACAUCCAAGUACUCAAUGUUGGCAAGAACGACUUGCUGACAUUCUAUGACGGAGAUGACCUGACAGCCAAAGUGCUGGGCCAGUACGGUGGCACUCGGCCCCGCUUCAAACUCUACACCUCCAUGGGUGACGUGACUAUCCAGUUCCAGUCUGACCCUGCCACCAACAUAUACGGCUACAACAAUGGCUUUGUGGUGCACUUCUUUGAGGUUCCUCGUAACGACACGUGUCCUGAGCUCCCAGAGAUCACCAAUGGCUGGAAAAGCACGUCCCACCCCGAGCUAGUCCAUGGCACCGUGGUGACAUACCAGUGCUACCCGGGGUACCAGCUGGUUGGCACAGAGCUGCUCAUGUGCCAGUGGGACUUGACCUGGAGUGGAGAUCUGCCCAGCUGUGAAAGAGUUAUGUCCUGUGCUGAUCCUGGAACUGUGGAGCACAGUCGCAGGGUGAUGUCUGGACUGCACCUGACCGUGGGUUCCUCCGUCCAGUACAUCUGCAACCAGGGCUACAGCCUCUCUGGAAACAGCCUGCUCACCUGCUACAAACACGGCUCCUCUGAGCCCAAGUGGAGCCAAAGGCUACCCAGAUGUGUCCUGGAGACCUAUGAGCCCUGCAGGAACCCAGGCACUCCCACCUUCGGUAUCCCCAGCUCAGAUAAGCCCUUCUACCAGGCCGAUGAGAUACUGCGCUUCUCCUGCCUCACUGGCCAUGAGCUGCUGGGGGAGCCUGUCCUCCGCUGCGUCCCUGGACACCCGUCUCAGUGGAGCAGCCUGCCCCCUGUCUGCAGAGCCGACACACUGGAGUAUAUCAAUGAGCGCAGGCUAGACCUUGCCGAUGCAGACCUCAGGAUGGAUUCGGCCAAUGUAGCCAUAGCAGUCCUCAUCCCAGUUGCUCUCAUCUUGGUCCUUAUCUUAGGGAUCUACCUGUAUAUUUCAAAGGUUCAAGGGAAGUCUAUACGUCUCCCCAUUGCCUCCACCUUGCCAUACAACCACAUUGCAGCAGAAUCUACCUUUGACAACUCUGUCUAUGAGACUGCAAACAAUGAGGAGAUACGAGAGUAUGAGGUUUCUAUCUAG
Molecule: messenger RNA, 3353 nt
Organism: Osmerus eperlanus (European smelt)
Lineage: Eukaryota; Metazoa; Chordata; Actinopteri; Osmeriformes; Osmeridae
Gene: sez6b
Product: seizure related 6 homolog b
Exons: 18
Coding region: 291-3353 (1020 amino acids)
Biological process (GO): synapse maturation; regulation of dendrite development; regulation of protein kinase C signaling
Cellular component (GO): dendritic shaft; dendritic spine; neuronal cell body
Source: RefSeq, a predicted model, not a curated record